AACAAGAUCACACAUGACUAUAUUUAGGCUUACACAUUGAGAGAAUUUGAUGAGUCAAAGUGCUUAGAUGAACAGUUCCAAAAAUCAAAAGUGGACGAAUAUAGCGGGACAGAGGAGUAAUAAUUGUGAAUGGUACGAAAGUUUAGAGAUGCAUUGUUAACCGACGACAGAGGACCCAAACCCCAACCCAAACACAGUUCAGCCUUCCCAUUUCAAUCACACGCUUUAGCUAAACUGUUGCCGCCCUGUUCAUGGCCACCCCAUCACUUCCCGUCUCCCUCCCCACUCUCUCCGUACUGAAACUUUAAAUCACUGUUCCCAACCGCCGUUUUCCCGUCGGAGGAAGUAAAAAUGCCUCUGAAUCUGCCAUUCCCGGGGAACAAACAGUCAACCGAGCAGAGACCGCCGCGACCCCUUCAGCUCAAACAAGCUUUACAAUCAGUCAAAUCUCAGAUUCCUUUGAACCAGUGCGUCUUCCUCUUCGCCACCAUCCUUCUCCAAAUCUGGAUUCUCUUCUCCCUCAUCCACCCCUCCCCGUCUAACCCUUCCUCCGCCCACCGCCAUAUCUCGGCCAACCGCCAGGAUUGCAGCUCCGGUAAGGUCUACGUCUAUGAGAUUCCACGGAAGUUCAACUACGAGCUCGUGGAGAAUUGCAAAGACCUAGAUCCGUGGAAGGGAACCGGGUGCAAGGUGGUCGCCAAUGGCGGAUUCGGCCCGCCGGCGACCGGGCUCUGGAAUCUUGUUCCCGAGAAUCUCGUCCCGGCUUGGUAUUGGACGGAUUUGUACUCUGCGGAGCUUAUUUACCACGAACGGAUGUUGAAUCACAAGUGCAGAACGAUGGAUCCGAAGGAGGCCACCGGAUUCUACUUACCCUUUUACGCCGGCAUCGCCGUCGGCAGGUAUUUGUUCACUGAGUUCAAUUACACUUACCAAGAUCGAGAUCGGUACUGCGAGAUGUUCCUCGAUUGGUUGGAAGAGCAACCGAGUUAUGCCGAGUACAGAGGAGCUGACCAUUUCAUCGUUCUCGGAAGGUUGACUUGGGACUUCCGGCGACUGACCGACAACAGUAGCGAUUGGGGCAGCAGUUUCCUGUACAUGCCUCGGAUGAAGAACGUUUUCCGGUUGGGGCCGGAGAAGCACGUCAAGGAUCGGAUCGAAGAGAGCGUGCCGUACCCCACCGGAUUCCACCCCCGGUCGGAGUCCGACAUCCGGGAGUGGCAGAGACACGUCAGAUCCCAGAAACGCGACAGCCUCUUCACCUUCGUCGGCGGCAAGCGGCAGAUCUUCAAGCGCGACUUCCGGCGCCUGCUAAUGGACUACUGCUCCCGCGACGAGGCUUGCCGCGCGGUGGACUGCUCCGCCGCGUCCUGCUCCGAAGGGUCGCCGGCGGUGUUCGACGCGUUCCUCCACUCGGAUUUCUGCCUGCAGCCGAGGGGGGACGGGAUGGCGCGGCGGUCGAUGUUCGACUGCAUGAUCUCCGGCGCGAUCCCGGUGUACUUCUGGAAAGGGUCGUUCAAGGACCAGUACGUCUGGCACCUGCCGUGGAUAUCGGAGACGUUCUCCGUCUACAUCGACCACGACGACGUGAGGAAGAGCAACGGGACGGUGAUCCGGGAGGUUCUGGAAGGAGUGCACAGAGACAACGUGAGACAGAUGAGAGAAACUAUAAUAGAAUUGAUUCCGAGGCUAGUGUACGGCGGCCGGAAAGAAGGGCUGGGAACCGUCGGAGACGCGUUUGACGUCACGCUCGACCGGGUUUUGAAGAGACUCAAGGCUCGCAAAUCGCACCUCUUGUCUCGAGCGGCCGACGAUUACGAGAUCUUCUAACUUUCUUUUCUUUUUUAAUUUGUGCUUAAUAUUUUGCCAAGUACGGACGAAGACGGAUUAGUUUCUUUUGUUUUUAAUUUCAAAUACGAAGCAGCAUCAAUUAUUUCUCCAAAAUUCUCUUUUUUAAGUACUCACUUACUACUUCUAUCCGUAGGUGUGUGUUUAGGCGUGUGUUUCAAAGGUGUGUCUGCGUUCUUGAGUUCGUAAGAACUUCCCUUCGUAGGGAUUUUUUCUUCCUCAUCGAAAAGCUUGCCGACGAGAUUUUCUUCUACUUCUGCCAUGUCGACGGUCGAGGAGGAUAGUCCGGCGGUCGAUGUCGGUGAUCCGGCGGAAGACAGGCUUGAACCGGCGGAGGACGGUGAUGGACCGUCGUAUGUCUAGAUUAGGGUUUUUCCCUAGGAAUCUACUAAACCGAAUCAAUUUCCUUCUUCGAU
Messenger RNA from Cuscuta campestris, 2261 nucleotides. NCBI's taxonomy places the organism in Eukaryota, Viridiplantae, Streptophyta, Magnoliopsida, Solanales, Convolvulaceae. The record is from the annotation of a GenBank genome assembly.